Molecule: messenger RNA, 672 nt
Organism: Suillus paluster
Lineage: Eukaryota; Fungi; Basidiomycota; Agaricomycetes; Boletales; Suillaceae
Exons: 4
Coding region: 52-636 (194 amino acids)
Molecular function (GO): metal ion binding
Source: RefSeq, a predicted model, not a curated record
GCAUUGAUUGUAUUCGUUUCCCAUAUCCCUCUAGUUGUGAACGAGGUGACCAUGGAGUCUCCUCGGCUUCCUCUAAGUGCUGCAGGUUUGCGUGCAAUCCUUGAACAAGACUCCAUAGGGAGAUCUCAACUUCCCUCUCGCAAACGGAUACAAGAGCUCAUUGCAAGCCUCCCUAAGAUCACAGAAACUGAGCUCAAAGACUUGGGUCAUUCUGAAUCUGUUUGCCCCAUAUGCUUUAAUACGUUCUUGGCCAUCCUUGCUGAAGAAGAAAUGGCACUCGUCAUGGACUCCCCCGCGCACCCAGUAGAGGAACUGGGCGCGACGAGACUCCACGAAACAUGCGGACAUCUGUUCUGCCGAAGAGACAUCACGAAAUGGAUACGUGACGGCCGCGAGUCUUGCCCCACUUGUCGUAGGCCUUUCCUUGCGGCUGCGGCUGAUGACCAACACGAUGCGGCGGAGUUGUCUCUGCCGGAUGAUUUUCCUGAGUGGAUUGUCGACAGCUCAAUGGUUGCCACAGAUUCUGGCAACACAGGCUUACUGCCUUUCCUGGCUGUCCCCUCGAUGGCGAUGGGUAGUCAUUCAUCUGCUCAUCAACGAGAAAGCCUAGACGAAUUUUCUGGCAUGUACUCGUAAUAGCUUAGAUUCUUACAUACACUGAGUGUGGUUACA